UUUGACGCCAACAAUAGGUUAUGUCGUUUUCUAUAUGGAAGUAAUAUUUACUUAAAUAAAUUCGCAAAUUAUUUGUUAUUAAAUAAUGGCUGGAAAUUUUUGGCAAAGUUCGCAUCAUCAGCAAUGGAUUUUAGAUAAACAAGAUUUAAUACGUGAACGACAGCAUGACUUAUCUAUUUUGUCAGAAGAGGAAUACCAAAAAAUCUUUAUUUUCUUCUCAAAUUUAAUUCAGAUUUUAGGUGAACAGCUUAAGCUUCGACAACAAGUUAUAGCAACAGCAACAGUUUACUUUAAGCGAUUUUACGCUAGAAAUUCUUUAAAGUGUAUAGAUCCUUUGCUCUUAGCACCAACUUGUAUAUUUCUCUCUUCUAAAGUUGAAGAAUUUGGAGUAAUAUCUAAUUCACGUUUAAUCACCACUUGUCAAACUGUGAUAAAGAAUAAAUUUAGUUAUGCGUAUGGACAGCAGGAAUUCCCAUAUAGAACUAAUCAUAUUUUAGAAUGUGAAUUUUAUUUACUUGAAAACUUGGACUGUUGUUUAAUUGUGUAUCAACCUUACCGACCAUUAUUACAAAUGGUGCAAGACAUGGGCCAUGAAGAGCAAUUAUUGACAUUAGCAUGGAGAAUUGUUAAUGACUCACUAAGAACAGAUGUUAGCUUGCUAUACCCUCCUUACCAGAUUGCUAUUGGAUGCUUGCAAAUUGCAUGUGUAAUACUUCAGAAAGAAAUGAAGAGCUGGUUUGCUGAACUCAAUGUUGAUAUGGAGAAGAUUCAAGAAAUUGCUAAAACUGUGAUAAACCUAUUUGAAUUAUGGAAGGGCUUUGAUGAAAAAAAAGAAAUUCAAGCAUUACUAGGAAAAAUGCCAAAGCCAAAACCAUCUCCACAGCGAUAA
Ctenocephalides felis (cat flea) is the source of this 889-nucleotide messenger RNA. Its product is annotated as cyclin-C. The coding region runs from base 86 to 889 and encodes 267 amino acids. Gene Ontology annotation, molecular function: cyclin-dependent protein serine/threonine kinase regulator activity. NCBI's taxonomy places the organism in Eukaryota, Metazoa, Arthropoda, Insecta, Siphonaptera, Pulicidae. The transcript is spliced from 3 exons. Gene Ontology annotation, biological process: positive regulation of transcription by RNA polymerase II. The record is from RefSeq and is a predicted model, not a curated record. Gene Ontology annotation, cellular component: nucleus; mediator complex.